AUGGACAUCAUUGCCGCCCUCGCCUUUUUGGCCCUCGCCGCCGCCUUUCCUCUAGAGAAUAAUGAACCAACAAAGAUCCUCCGCUCAGAACAUGAGCAAAGUCCCGAAGGGCAAUACAACUUCAAUUUCGAAACCGACGAUGGAACUUCACGCCAGGAAGAAGGUACACUCAAGGAAGUCCUAGAUGAGGAGAAGAAACCCCACAAUGUCGUUGUCGUUCGCGGAUCUUACACCUAUGUCAGCGAUGGCAAACCAGAUACCAUCACCUACGAAGCUGAUGAGAAAGGCUACCGCGCUUCUGGUGAUUCCAUCCCUAAACAAGCUUCCAGGAGA
Messenger RNA from Brenthis ino (lesser marbled fritillary), 333 nucleotides. Lineage: Eukaryota; Metazoa; Arthropoda; Insecta; Lepidoptera; Nymphalidae. The record is from the annotation of a GenBank genome assembly.